Molecule: messenger RNA, 2727 nt
Organism: Oryza brachyantha (malo sina)
Lineage: Eukaryota; Viridiplantae; Streptophyta; Magnoliopsida; Poales; Poaceae
Exons: 4
Coding region: 1-2445 (814 amino acids)
Molecular function (GO): nucleic acid binding
Source: RefSeq, a predicted model, not a curated record
AUGGAGAAAACAACUGUUGUUGACAACAUCGCCUCUAUUAUUUCCCAUGUUUCUCUAAUGAUAAACCGAGAUCUGGAAUCAAAGUCCAUGCCUGAGUUGCAUAAAAGCACUCACAUCAGAUCCAUUGAAGAAAACCAUGAGAUUCACGUAGGGCGCCGGCCCACGAACUUUUCUUGUGGCCCAACUCAGCAAAACUGGGCCCACCCAUCCCCCCACCCCCACCUACGUGCAUCGUCCUCCUCGUCCACGGUGAGCCGGGGCCUCGCGCGCCGCCGCCGCCGACCGAAGCCGCAGCCGCGUGAACGGCCCGCCGCCUCGUUCGACGCGCCCGCGCCUCCCUCGGAGCAUCUGCCGCCGCCGCCGCUGCGGGCGUGCGCACCGUCCCGGAGUAUCUUCUGUGCCGAAGAAAUGUCUUCCUUUGAAAAUCAGGCCACUGAAGCUACCAAGGUUACUGAUGACAUGAAGAUGGACCCUCCCAGGAUCAAAAUACGUAUACGUCUACCACCAAGAAAGAGGUUGACUAAUAGCCUGCUCACAGAUAAAAAAGAAGCACCUGAUGAUACAAGCAAUGCCCCAAGUAAUAGAGUGCCUGCACAAACUAAGAUCAAGAUACCACGCAAGAAGCUGACACUUACUGCAGUUCAGCACGACGCGAGCAGCAUCUCCACAAGAGGACUAUGCAAUGAGGGUAAUAACAAUACCUCAAGCCAGAUGCCUACCAGUGAACCUAAUUGUGAUAUUUCUAGUGACAACCUACCUGACGCAGCCAAUGACAGCAUCCCAAGUGAGAACCUGACAACCACUGCAGCUCAGCAUCAGGCAAGCAGCAUCUCCACAAGAGGACUGUGCAAUGAGGCGAAUAACAAUACCUGGAGCAAGGCACUUUAUGGUGAACCUAAUUGUUGCAUUUCUAGGGACAAGCUACCUGAAGAAGCCAAUGACAGCAUCUUAUGCAAGAACCUGACAACCACUGCAGCUCGGCAUCACACGAUCCUCAUCUCCACAAGAGAACUGUGCAAUGAGCCUAAUAUCAAUACCUUGAGCAAGAUACUUCCCAGUCAACCUCAUUAUGACAUUCCUAGCGAAAAGCUACUUGAAGACAAUGACAGCAUCCGAAGCAAGAACCUGUCAAUCAAUGCAGCUCAGGCUUACACAAGCAGCAUCUCCACACAAGGACUGUGUAAUGAGGCCAAUAACAAUACCUUAAGCAAAACACUUCCCAGUGAACCUACUUGUAGUGAAAAACUACCUGAAGAAGCCAAUGACAGCAUCCCAAGCAAGAACCUGGCAAUUACUGCUGGAGUGUGGGGAAACUAUGUUGGCAAUUACUUUGUGAAAGAGGGUCUGUGUGAAGAGGCUAAUGACAAUAUCCUAAGCAAGACGACACAUCCUGCACCAAAUAAGGAAUUACCUUCAAAGCCGGUAGAGAGCAUGCCAAGCAAGAACCUGACAGCUAUGGGAGUGCUGAGUGAGGAGAUAAAUAGCCACUCCCUGAGGCUAUUUCAAGAAACUAACAUCCCAAGUAAGGUAGUACUACCUGAAAAGUCUAAGAACCAUAGCAGGAAUCUGACAACCACUGCUGUGAAGUGUGAGGAGGCUAACAAUAACAUUCUUACCACAAAGCUGUCUGAUAAGACUAAGAACAAUACUCAAAGCAAUAGACCAACUGAUCCACAUAGGAAGAACAACCCACAGAAGAUGCUGUGUACCUCUGCAGUACAUGCUGCUCAUGCCAGUCAGAAUACCUCUGAAAUGAAGAUGGCUAACUCUGAAAUGAAACAUUCUACCUCUUUUUUCCAGUCUGCAGAACAAGGCAUCAAUGCAGCAAACUUCGAGGCCAUAAAACAGUACCAAGAGUUCGAGGAUAAGGUCAAAAGAACUGUAUAUCUUGAUUACUUUUCUCACCAGGCUACCGAGACUGUCAUCAAAACAGCUCUGAGUCAAUUUGGAACUGUGAGAGAGAUCAAUUUUUUGGUGAACUACACCAUUCCCUUUAGUAUUCCACAGUCUGCAUUAGUCAUAAUGGAGACUGAGAAGGAUGCUGUGGCUGUGGUCAAUAUGCUCAAUGAGUUCCCUUUUAUGAUGUCUGGAAUGCCAAGGCCUGUGAGGGCAGUACGUGCUACCUCUGAGAUGUUCAAUGAUCGCCCCAGGAAACCUGGGACUAAGUUAGAGUUUCGCUGGGUGGGCUCGACGGAUGCUGAUUAUCAUAUUGUCAAGAAGUUGAAGUUAAUGUCCAGGAGACAUGAGCUGGAGAACUUGGCAUUAGUCAAGCAUGAACUGGAAGAAGAACAUUUCCUUGCAAAACAUCAGGAGGAGAUUUUGAAUUGCAAUCAGAGGAAGCUUGAAACUGUGGACUCCAUAAUGUUGUCUGGCAAGUUUAAUCGCUUGUCACACAUUUAUAGCGUCAGUGUGGAUGAAGUGUUUUGCAACAAGUGGCUUGUGUAAAUGAUCCUCGUUCUCCAGACAGCACUGGUAGCUUAUUGGAAAGGUUUAAUGUUUGUGAAUCAAGAAUUUAACAGAAUUUGAUACGACUUCUGGAGUUUGGACUCCGAAAUAGGAGAGUAAAGCUGCCUUCUUUACUCAUUUUUGGCACUGAACAAUUAACCAACUCUCUAUCGGUGGAAAUUUCUACCUGGUGAAUGCAUUAGUAUUUGUCCUUGAGAAAGUUGAUGCAUUAGUAUUUGGUGACUAUUCUGUUUUCCAUUUACCCACAAAACUUGAAAUAGA